GAAUAUGAUUCUUGCCUGGGGUAAUGUGGCACGGAUGGUGAAAUACGUCGCUUCCGCAAACUACGGCUUGAUGGCACUAUGCAAAUUAGUCGGUACUUGGUAUCACGGUAAAACACUUCGAACGCUGAUGACAUCGGUCGUGACCGAUUGGAUGACUUCGAAAAACGACCGGGAACGAAAUACAAUGUUAAAUAUUGCGAGACAUGGCAGAAUCUUAUCUUUUGGUUGUUACGUGUGCACCGUGUGCACAAUCUCGUUUUACCUUUCUUUCAAUCUGCGGAAGUUCUAUCGAAAUAUGCACCAAUCUCAACGGACCCUCGUGUAUGGGUCCGCCUAUCCUUACAACAUUCACAGGAGUCCGAACUACGAAAUUACUUAUUUUACUCAACUUUCCGGCGGCAUAUACACGGCCCUCAUCAACUCUACCGUCGACAGUUUCGUCUCGAUACUCCUGCUGCACAUAUGCGCACAGUUGAUAAAUCUACGAACGGCACUCAACGAUCUGAUCGACAAACUAGCCGAAGGAUUUAUAUCCUCCUCGAGAUUUAAGAAAGGAUUAGCUGCGAUCACUAUCCGUCACGAACAUCUCAUCAGGAACGCAAAGACAGUAGACGACUGUUAUACCGUAGUGUUAUUUAUACACAUGUUUGCCGCCACUUUCCAACUGUGUUUUGUAAGCUUUCAAGUUUUCACGAUAAUAUCAAAUCAUUUGGAUGUACCUCCUGCCAAAGUGGGUUUUCUCUCGUUUUACGUCAUUAUGGUAUUGACACAUUUGUAUAUUUAUUGUUACUCAGCUGAAAGACUUUUAACGGAGAGUACCAGUAUGGCAUAUGGCGUGUAUAAAUCCAAGUGGUACGAUAUAUUAUCGAAAGACGCGAAAAAUUUAAUGUUUAUAGUAUAUCGAUCUACAAUUCCGCUUAGAUUGACGGCUGGAAAAUUCGGAGUUUUUUCAUUAGCAAUGUUUGGAACA
Messenger RNA from Temnothorax curvispinosus, 970 nucleotides. Its product is annotated as odorant receptor 4-like. Gene Ontology annotation, cellular component: plasma membrane. Gene Ontology annotation, molecular function: odorant binding; olfactory receptor activity. The annotation marks the transcript as partial. The record is from RefSeq and is a predicted model, not a curated record. NCBI's taxonomy places the organism in Eukaryota, Metazoa, Arthropoda, Insecta, Hymenoptera, Formicidae. Gene Ontology annotation, biological process: detection of chemical stimulus involved in sensory perception of smell; sensory perception of smell. The transcript is spliced from 5 exons.